Messenger RNA from Plasmodium gallinaceum, 345 nucleotides. Its product is annotated as outer arm dynein lc3, putative. Gene Ontology annotation, biological process: microtubule-based movement. Bases 1 to 345 code for a protein of 114 amino acids. The record is from RefSeq and is a predicted model, not a curated record. The transcript is spliced from 6 exons. Gene Ontology annotation, molecular function: dynein intermediate chain binding. Gene Ontology annotation, cellular component: cytoplasm; cytoplasmic dynein complex. Lineage: Eukaryota; Apicomplexa; Aconoidasida; Haemosporida; Plasmodiidae.
AUGAGAAAUACUGAUACUUGGGAAGAAAAAGAAUGUAUGAAACAAAUUUAUUCAAUUAUUGAUGAUACUUUGAGAAAUAAAAGUUACUCCAAUAAUGAAAUAAAUCAAUGGUCAAAUGUGAUUUGUGAAAAUUGUAUGACUUUUUUGUGCUCAAAGAUGCUUCCUAUGAAAUACAUAAUAAGUUGCUAUAUUUUAAAAAAAGACGACAAAGAAACAUCCAUUCAUUUGUCAACUUAUUGGGAUAAGGAAGAUAAGCAUUUUCAAAUAUGUUGGCCACAAGACUUAAAAAGCUGUAACAUGCUUUGUUAUGUUAAUAUCUAUAUUAUAAAAAUAUCAGAUGAAUGA